AGCUCCACUUUCUCAUAGCAGAACUAGGGUUUAAUCGGGGUUUCGACAGGCCGCAACAAAGAGGGUUUUUUAAUGGGUAAGCCUAAUAGAGAACCAGCUUUGUUUGAUGAGGAUAAAAUUGAGGAUGAGGAAAUGAGUGAUCUCAAUGAGGAAGUGUCUGAAUCAGAAUCAGAACCAGAACCAGAAUUGGACUCAGAAGAAGACGAAGACGGAGAUGUUAAAUUGGCUGAACCAUCAAAAAAGGCUGUAUACAAUAGAGAGGGUCUUGAGGAAAAACUUCAAGAUAUUAGUUGGCCAGAAGAUGUUGGAUGGAUACACAAGCUUUCCAUAGAUAUUAAUCAAGAGCAAGAGGUGGAUGUGAAUGAUGACUUAAAAAGAGAGGCAUCUUUCUACACACAGGCACUAGAGGGAACAAGGCUGGCCUUUGAGAAGCUUCAGUCAAUGGGAUUACCGUUUCUUAGGCCAGCUGACUAUUAUGCCGAAAUGGUUAAGACAGAUGUUCACAUGGAGAAGGUAAAGCGCCGACUUCUUGCAGAACAGAAGGAGAUUGAGGAGGCUGAGGAGAGAAAGAAGGCUAGAGAGGCCAAGAAACUAUCUAAAGAGAUUCAGGCCCAGAAGACGAAAGAGAGAGCCAAGCAGAAAAAGGAAGAUAUUGAAUCUGUUAAGAAAUGGAGGAAGCAAAGACAACAAAGCGGGUUUGCUGGUGAUGUCAAUGAUGGCGACUUGAGUUUGGCCUUCGAAGAUGGCAAAUCAUUUGAGAGGUCAAAUAAGAGACGGCCAGGUGUGGCUCCAGGAGACCGGUCAGGUGGGAAGGCGAGACAAAGUGGUGGAAAGUUUAAGAAAGGAAUGGAUAAGAAAAGGAAGGGUAAAGAGUUUAAAAAUUCAAAGUUUGGAUUUGGAGGGAGAAAAGGCAUGAAGAAGCAGAACACUGCAGACACCACUGAUGCUGUCGGAGGGUUUAAUAAAGGUGGUGUUGCCGGAAAUAAGAAAAGGAAGAGGUGAUAGAUUUUCUGAUUGUUGUAGCCCAUGGGGAGGGUUUUUGAUUCUUUUAGCCUAUGUAAUCUUUUAUGCUAUGAUGCUUGUGGUGUUUGUUUUUAAAGUAAAAACUAGUUUGUUUUAUGGUGUUCUGAUUGAUUAAUCCUAAUUACUCACAAUUUUGCUGCUCUAAAUUUAGCAUUUGAUAGUUUUAUGUU
Messenger RNA from Pistacia vera, 1193 nucleotides. RefSeq names its product probable rRNA-processing protein EBP2 homolog. Gene Ontology annotation, cellular component: nucleolus; preribosome, large subunit precursor; nuclear periphery. The transcript is spliced from 2 exons. NCBI's taxonomy places the organism in Eukaryota, Viridiplantae, Streptophyta, Magnoliopsida, Sapindales, Anacardiaceae. The record is from RefSeq and is a predicted model, not a curated record. Gene Ontology annotation, biological process: rRNA processing; ribosomal large subunit biogenesis. Bases 73 to 1002 code for a protein of 309 amino acids.